Messenger RNA from Phalaenopsis equestris, 941 nucleotides. RefSeq lists its product as uncharacterized. Bases 36 to 404 code for a protein of 122 amino acids. The transcript is spliced from 3 exons. The record is from RefSeq and is a predicted model, not a curated record. Lineage: Eukaryota; Viridiplantae; Streptophyta; Magnoliopsida; Asparagales; Orchidaceae.
AGCUGCCGGAGCCGACUUGUGGACGCGUUGGAUCUAUGGGAGAGGGGGCCGGGCUAACAGAGGAGAGCGCCGAAGGGUGCAGAGAGAUGUGCAGCGGAGACGUACGUGGGCUGAGCUGGAGACAUCUCGUCCUCCUCACUUUGUUUGCUCUGCAGCUAAUUCCAGGUUUUGGUGUUACUCCAUCAACUUCCAAAGUUGUUGGGGCUAAUGAAUCAUCUAAAUCAAGCGGGAGUUCUGGUCGUGUGGUUCUUCUGAUAUGCUUGGGUUUGGCUGCAUUUGUGGCUCUUUCAGUUUUUAUAUUCAAACUUUGGCAAAGAAAGAAGAGAGAAGAACAAUAUGCUCGGCUGCUGAAAUUAUUUGAAGAGGAUGAUGAGUUGGAGCUUGAACUGGGCCUUCGGGAUUGAGAACCUUUCAUUCUUCAUUUUUUUUAAAUCUUAUGUCACUCAGGUUUGGUGAAUUCUUUGAGGAGAAAUGCUGGCCUGAAGGUUUUGUAAUUCUGUACAAAUUUUGGAGCCAAUUCUGCGGUUAAUUUUAAUCAUUUCUGUUGUUAUGAGUGAUGUAUAGAAUAACUAUCCUUCUGGUAAGUAGAUGAUUCCCCUUUUUCCUCAACAUUUAGUUUGAAAACUCCUGUGAAAAUUUUGUUUGGGAUUUAAUUGGCAGAUAAUGUUGAAUUUAUGAAUUUAUGUUUACUUUAUUGAUAAAAUGCAUAUAACCUGAUGAAUUAUUUUCUUAUAAAAGUAGUUGCAUGACCUCCCAUUUAUUUGCUUUACUUCUGGAAUUCUGUAGCGUUUCUUUGUAGUUUCUGAAAUUUGGUGACUUAGCAAACUUUAGGGAGAGUUUUUUUCCCCCCAAACUGACCAGUUUUCCGUUUAAAGCAUUGUAUUAGUUUACUUGACUUGAUUGGGCCGGUACAACUAUUUAUUCAGUUGCCAAUGCUUUUC